This is a messenger RNA of Nothobranchius furzeri (turquoise killifish), 6576 nucleotides long. Its product is annotated as zinc finger protein OZF. Gene Ontology annotation, molecular function: DNA-binding transcription factor activity; RNA polymerase II cis-regulatory region sequence-specific DNA binding. Gene Ontology annotation, biological process: regulation of transcription by RNA polymerase II. The record is from RefSeq and is a predicted model, not a curated record. NCBI's taxonomy places the organism in Eukaryota, Metazoa, Chordata, Actinopteri, Cyprinodontiformes, Nothobranchiidae.
UGUGUUCCCUGACGGAAGAAAAUGAGACGGAACUUCCGUCCGGGAUGUGCUUGCAUGUUCUUUUACUUUAAGGUUGAGAAAGGCGGAGAGAUUCAUAGAAAACUUGUUGUGCCCACCUCUAACAGCACAGUUAAUGUUAAUGGUGAAAUUUAGCAAAAACGUGGAGCCAGCAGGACAAACAACGGCUGGGUGCAGCAGAGGGAGAAAUCUGGGAGAUUUCUGAAACAUCAGCCGCAGACCCUUAACAGGAGCUUUCACGUUUAACGGGAAAUGAGCAACAGAGAAAAAACUUAAUGCUGUUUUAAUCCUCCGCCAUCAGCUCGACUUAUUUGAUGUUUGCCAGAUGGUGUUGAGUAAAGAACAGGCUCCUGAAGAACGGAGACCUGGUGUGAGCCAGAUGGACCUGGAGACCCUCAACAUGAAGGAGGAAGAGGAGGAGCCACUUAAUGAGGUGUGCUCUGUAGAUGUUCAGCAGAUGGUGUUGAAUAAUGAAGAGGCUCCUGAAGAACUAAAUCCUGGUGUGAGCGAGAUGGACCUGGAGACCCUCAGUGUAAAGGAGGAAGAGGAGCCACUUCAUGAGAUGAUGGAGACUUAUGCCACCAGGAUUUCAUUCAAUGCCGUUUCUUGUCAGUGUGAGGAGGAUGAAGACAAAGUUCUGUUGUCACAGUUUGAUCAGCACCAGGCUACAGACGGAGAUCUUCCAACCAGCCCCUGUCCUGACCACAUGAAAGCAGUAAGUGGUGGAGAGGACUGUGGAGGAACAGAAAGUAGCAGGAAUCCAGAUCUAAAUCCUUAUGAAGAUGAUUCUGAUUCAUCAGAGACUGGAAUUGGUUUGAAAAAAGAUGACCAGGAUGGGAAAUAUUGUGACUGUCGGCUGAAAUCCUUGUCAGACUCGGAACCAGAAACUGAAGACAGUGAAAAAGAAUGGAAUGAGAGCGAGUCUUCUGAGUCAGAUGUUAAGGCUGUGACCAAAUCUUUAAGCUGCCCUGAGUGUGGUAAACCUGUUCUCCACAAAGGGUCUCUCCAGAAACACGUGAGAGUGACAAGUCCUUCAUCAACGAGGUCCUCAGGCUGUCGGGGCAAAAUGAAGCAAAAAGUAGGGUCAUGCAGGAAAGUCCAGAAUCAACUAAAAUCAUUUAGUUGUGAAGAUUGUGGAUUUUCUUUUAGCAAUAAGUCAAAUCUUACCAGUCACCUGAAAAUCCACACAGGACAAAAGCCUUUUAUGUGUGAUUUUUGUGGACAAAGAUUUAGACAAAAGUCAGUUUUGCAAAAUCAUAUUCAAAUCCACACAGGACAAAAACCAUUUAUGUGUGAUGUUUGUGGACAUAGAUUUAGCCAAAAGACAAGUUUAAAAGCUCAUGUGAGUGUCCACACAAGACAGAAACUGUUUGUUUGUGAGCUCUGUGGAAAAAGAUUUAGCCAGAAGCCAAGUUUAAGCAGGCACAUGAUAGUCCACACAGGACAGAAACCACAUAAUUGUGAGCUCUGUGGACAAAGAUUUAGUUUUAAGGGAGAUUUAAACAGACACUUAAAUGUCCACACGGGACAAAAACCUUUUGCAUGUGAUUUUUGUGGAAAAAGAUUUAGCCAAAAUGCUAAUUUAAAAACUCACAGGAGAGUCCACACAGGACUGAAACCUUUUGUGUGUGACGUUUGUGGAGACAGGUUCAGGCAUAAAGUAAGUUUAAACACGCACAUGAGAGUCCACACAGGAAACAAAAAGCAACUUUAACUACAAGUCCCAAUCUGAUUCUUCACCAAGGCAUUAAAAUAAGAAUAACCUCCAAAUUGUCCUUUAAAGCCCCAAACUGUUUACUAUUAAAUCCUGUUUCCAGUUCACAAACUUGUCCUUUUUCACCAAUAUUUCUCACCAACAUCAAUUCUAACUAUUCCUCUCAACUUGAAAUUAUACAUUUUUAUAUACAUAAACUGUGUUCGAGCCGCCAUGGUCAUCCACCAUUUUAAAAUACAGUAGCUGUUUAAGGACAUACGAGCUCCACGUAACCGUUUGGACUGUGACUGUAACCUGAAAGAACCAGCAGAGGGCAGCAGUGCGCCCUGGAAGUAUGGAGUCUGCUAAUUCAACUAAGAAAUAGAAAAGAAUAGCUACACCGUUGCUGUACUCGUGUUAUGGCUACCAGCCUGGCCAGUGAGAUUCAGGAGCCAGGAUCACCCAGCCCCGGUGAUCAGCCUGACACCGCCCCUCCUCCUCCUCCCUUCCAGGCUGCUGAGGAGCACAGCUGAGCUGAAUCCUGCUGGUUACCAACAUCUGGAUAAAAGGCUGUGCCUUCAGCAGUCUGGGAGGCAGCAGUGCAGGGGUUCUGCUGUCCUCCAGGCCUCAGUUUGUGUUCAACCCCUUUGUUUGGAUGAGUUUUUACUUUUAUAGUUUAAACUGAGUGAUCCAGAGGGAUCUUUUUGAUGCUUGUUGAUUAAAAAGGUUAACUUGGUUUGUUGCAAUUUUUAAGAACACCUUCUGUUCGGUAAAGCUUUUAAUAAGUUUUUACCAGGUGUUUUUAUAGCUGGUAAUUUGUGUAAUGUUAACCUUUUUGAGAGUUUGUUAGUUUUGCAUAACUUUGAAUAACUUACAAUUAAAUCAAGACAUUUAAAGUUUGGCAGUUCGUCAUUAUGUCCAACACAAGGAAGCUGCAUAUGUUCAGACCCCCGCCCUCUAUUAGCUGGAUGCUGAGUAGUGUCUCUUGGGCCAUUCCCAUCUGUACCGGGUCGGCCCGGGCCGGGUAGCCCCAGUCGGCCCCAGCCUGGCCCGGUUGAUUCCACACAUCCUUGCCUUAAGCCCAUGUGGGCUGAUUCUACCCACCAAUCAGAGGCUUGCUCUAAUGGAAGAUGUGAAUUUGCUGUCAGAAGUGGGCGUGUUGGCCCUGGUUGGCCUGAAGCAGACCUCCUCGAGAAGAGGGCUGAAAAUGAGCCUUGGUUGGCCCGGGAAAAUACCAGGCCACCCAGAUAUGUAAACAACCUACGCUACCCGGCCCGGGCCGACCCGGUACAGAUGGGAAUGGCCCAUCUGACUCCCAAACUCACCUCAAGUUGUUCAUCUGUCUUCUCAGUACCAGAAUUCCCGACCCGGUCCCAACGUGUCCGUUCCAAAUUCCUUCUACUCAAGUCUCCUCUCUUCCCGCAGACUGCCAUCUCCCAACAUGCUCCAACGCUCAUGCACUAGCCAGUGGCUAAAUCAUCAUUGUUUAUCUCCACAACACUCUACUAACGGAGAUGUAGUUCUUCACGUGUUACAGAGACACUCCGACACAGAGGGCUUCUUCUCAAACGAUACCUUUAGGUUUGGGUCUCCUUUUGCUGGUAAUCUGUGGGAGUUUACACACAGCAUACACAGCGUCUUCCCGGCUCUAGCCAUGGCUAACCAGUACUCGGAAUAUUUCAGGGGAACACAAUUUCUCACAACACCUGACCUCCCGGCUGACGUCACCUCUCUUCCUUGUGUGAAUCGUAACCGCUUCAAGAUCUAUCAGAACUAGCUUGCUUCCUUCAGAACUGGUAGGUUAAUAAACAGUCAUCAUUAUAAAUGCUUUUAGGUUGAGUAGUUUGUUUUAAGCUUUGUGUGGGUUAGGCUACACAGGUUGGAAAUUGAUUAAACAGUCAAACUCAUGAGUGAGCCACCGUAGCUGCAAUACUUUCUCUGAACUGCACGGUGCAAAAGAGUUGCACUUUUUCAUCAUGAUUCCAGUGGAUUUCACACAAGGGGCCUUUAAAUUUUAUAAAUUGUUAAUUUGCUUUGUUCUUUCUGUGUGACUGACAUUGCUGUGUUGUCCAAGAAAUAAAAACUAUUGAUGCAGAAGAACUUGUUGAAAUUUAAACUCAGCCAUUAUUAUUUUAUUUGAAAAUCUUUAUCUCAGGAUGAUUUUGUGAUUUUUUUUUGUUUUAUAAAAUUAAAUCUGAUCUUUUCCACCUGAUUCAGAUUAUUUGAAAAUUGUGAUUGGAUCAGAGCAUUCCUACUUCUAAAGGUAGGUUUUUGAUAUAAUUAGCCAUUGUAUUGUGUAUUUUAUUAAUCUUUCCCUGCAACGCGGCUUUGUCUCUAAUUUCUGAACAUGAUUUUGUGGAACCUAGCCUUACAAAAACCCAGUUUGGACUCCUCUCAGCCUAAAAAUGACAGGCCCAUUUCUGCUCUUUAUAAAAUUUUAGGUAAAGGCUGAUUAACUGAUAACUUGAAACGACACAAGUUUGGUAUUUUCCAAUCUAGUUAUAGAUCAUUCAACAGAAACCUUUGCCUAAAGGCUCCAGUGACUAAAAGGUGGGUGCAGAAACCAGGGAAGUUCGUCUUUUUUUUUCUUUCUUUCUUUUUCUUUUUUUUAAUCAUUCUGCAGCUUUUGACACGGUUGAUGACAGCUCCUUAAGUCUUUGUGAGUUGGUGAGUAUCUCUGGAACUGUUCUCGACUGGUUCAGGUUGUGCUUUUCAGUGUGUAUAAACCAAAUCAUGUCAGAUUCCACCAAUCUGUUCUGUGGGGUACCCCAAGGCUCUGUUUUAGGUCCACACUUGUGGUUACUAUAUAUACAUCCUCUUGAAAAGAUAAAGGGAUUUUUCAGUCAUUUUCUUGAGUCAUUGUGUGCUGAAAUGAUUGGGUUAACGAAAGGUCACCUAGCCUCCAUUGCCCCCUGUGGCUAGAAUUUUCCACUUGCACCUCCACAGUUGCAGGUCUGGUCUGUUGGACUUGGAAAAAAAUUGAGCUGACAUGCCUGGCGAUGAAGUCUGCUUCCAGCAUGUUUCCUGCAUGUUUUAGAUCAUGAAUACAGAUUAUUAAUUUAGUGAAGAAUCACUCAUGUGGAUGUUUUAUUUUUUGUUUUGGUUUUAAUUGUCUUCAUUUUUUACAUAGUAAAAGCAUUUUGACCAUGCUGUAAUUUUGAUGUGAUUUUCUUUGGGAAGCCCUUUAUGUUUUUUCGUCUUUGAAAAGUACUAUGUAAAUUAUUCUUUCUUUAUAAAUAAAGAAGAACCUCACUAGCAAACAAAUACAAGGGAAAUUGUUUUAUAUCUUGUGAUUUUAAGAUGUUGCCCCAUAUAUUCAUAAUAAUUAUUUAAUCUGUCAACUCUGCGAUCCCCAGUUAUGUUUGCAGAUGACACAAUAUUAGUUCUGUCACACUUCCAACUACCUUCUGGUCUAGCAGGCAAAGAUACAUGGUUCAAAAUUAAUCUAUCUUUAGAUGUAAAUAAAUAAAUAAAAUAAAAUCUAUAUUGUAUUUUGUGGAAAAGCAUCUUACAACAAAAAUGUAACCAAAAUUAAAAUCUUAAAUACCGAGUUAUCCCAGGUCUCAACUACAAAUUUCUUGGAAUUGAAAUUGAUGAGAGGCUGGGCUGGAAAAUGCAUGUUGGCUAUAAAAAAAAAUCUACAAGCCAUCGGCAUAAUAAGGAAGGUUUGCGUAUUUGUUUCUACAAAGUGUCUUUUCAUGUGUCUUGUGUAUCCUCAUCUCCUUCAUGCAACAUGAUUUUUGGUGCCCAAAUGCCUACAAACGGCCUUACUUGGUACUUUUUCCACUACUCUUAAAGGGAUAUGCCACCCAAAAUUGAAAUUUUGUCUUGACCUUUUUCCCAGAGUUUGAUGUCACGCACACACACACAGUCAGUUUAGGGUGCACAAAUGUUAACAUGGUAAUUAGACUAAUCUAAAACAUAAACUGAAAUAUAAGGUAAACAUAUAAGUGUAGACCGUCACAUGUGCCAGGAUGAACCAGCAAAAUGUAAAGUUGCUGUAGUGCACUAAUUUUCCAGCAGAACCACUGUUAGCGAGACCUUCUAGCUGCAACAUUCAGUUCAGUGAUGGCUCUAGGAUAAAAGCUGUUUAGCAGCCUGGUGUUGCAUGUUUUUGUUGCCCUGCAUUGUUUGCCAGAUGGAGGACGUGUGAAGAGAUGAUUAGCAGGGUGGGUUGAGUCCUUUAGGAUGUUUGUGGAUUUUCAAAGGCAGCGAGUGGUGAAGAUGUUAUCCAGGACAGACAGGUUUGUGUUUGCUAUGUUCUGUGCAGUUUGGAUUACUCCCUGCAGGGCCUUCCUGUCAGCUGCAGAGCUGCUGCUGUACCACAUCAGGAUGCUGUUGGUCAGGACGCUCUAUGGAGCAGGGAUAAAACGACGCCAACAGUUUUUGUGGGAGGUUGAUCUUUCUGAGAGCCCUCAGGAAGUAUAUUUUGUUGUGCCAUCUUUAUUAGACAUUUGGUGUUGUGUGUCCAUGUGAGGUCCUCUGAUAUGUUUGUGCCCAGGAACUAGAACUGUGACACCCUGUCCACCUACUCUCAAUUUAUUGUGAAUGACUGGUGCUCCACCCUUUUCCUUCUUGGAUCAAUGAUUUCUUUGGUUUUGUUGGUGUUCAGGGUCAGGUUGUUAGCUGUCCACUAGCUGCUGCACUUCUUCUCUGUACGCUGACACCACUGUUGUAUCAUCCACAAAGUCACGUCCAAAGUCCACGUUUUGUGUAAAAUGUACCUGUGCACAAUGAGAACAUUUGCACAGUUUUCCAUUUAUGUUCUCACUCCCUGUCAAUAUUCUGCUACUUUAUUUUAUUCAGUUCAAUUCAAGUUUAUGUAUAUAGCGCCAAAUCACAACAAGAGUCGUCUCAAGGCACUU